Pseudozyma hubeiensis SY62 is the source of this 768-nucleotide messenger RNA. RefSeq lists its product as hypothetical. The transcript has a single exon. The coding region runs from base 1 to 768 and encodes 255 amino acids. Gene Ontology annotation, cellular component: mitochondrial intermembrane space. The record is from RefSeq and is a predicted model, not a curated record. NCBI's taxonomy places the organism in Eukaryota, Fungi, Basidiomycota, Ustilaginomycetes, Ustilaginales, Ustilaginaceae. Gene Ontology annotation, biological process: protein import into mitochondrial intermembrane space. Gene Ontology annotation, molecular function: zinc ion binding.
AUGACUGACCUGUUCAUCCUGAUGGACAACGACACACACAGCAAACACAUUCUGAACGCACAGGUGUCGAUCCGCGCACCGUGCUGUCAGAAGUUCUUCGACGUAAGUCUCACCCAGUCCGUACCGAUUCACGGCUCCAGGAGGACCUUGGAACUGACAUCUCUAAUGCAUUUUCGCUUCGACAGUGCCCGGAAUGUCACGCUGAGAGCCAAGACCACGGACUGCGUAAAACGAUCGAGAUGGCAUUCAUCUGCAAAAAGUGUCGCAAAGCGUUCCGCAAGGAUCUCACCCAGUACGAGGAGUCCGAUGAAUUCUGUCCUCAUUGCGAUAACCACUACGUACGUCCUUUUACUCUCCUUUCUACUUUCUCCUUUCUCUCACAUACGACUGACCUACUCUCUGGCUCGAUACGUGAUGCAACAGGUGAUCGACGCGAAAACUCCGCAAGCAGUGCUCAGCGUGGAAGGCGAAGACGCACGUGUCGACAACCGAAUGCUUCGCGACGACCGCAUCAAGUACGAUCCGAGAAAGGAUUUCUACUUCCGUAGGGUGGCGGCGCAGGAGACGGAGAGGAUCGACGAGGGUGGUUGGUUGCAAGCGAUCAAGGAUAGGGCGGAGGGGAGGUUGGGUGCGGACGGAUUGCCGAUCGAUGCGAGCGGUCCGAUGGGCGAGGAUGGGAAGCCGCUGUUGGACGCUAGUGCGUUGAAUGGUGGGGUGGGAGCGGGCAAGUGGAGCAAGUUCAACGACGACGAUCUCGAUUGGAGUUGA